AUGUCUACUGAAGAAAAAAAGAGAGACAUAAACGCGCUUUUCGAGCAACAAAACGACUUUUUCGGUACAAUUUCUCGCGUUAUAGACAAUACAAAAAAGAUGGGGAGAGUUACCAACGACAAUUUUCAACGGGCGUGGACGUUAUUGAUAGAACGUUAUGAAAAUCGUCGCGUUAUGGUAGACACACAAUUAACGCUAUUGUUGUCGGCGCGCUCUCUUAAAGCUGAAUCAGCUUCUGAAUUGAAGAACCUUCUCGGGGAAGUUAAAGAAGCAUUGGGGGCAUUGGAGUCGUUGGGAUGUCCGAUAAAGUAUUGGGAUAAUAUUUUGUUUUAUUUGAUCGUUCGCAAGCUCGAUUCAGAAACGGCUAAAGAUUGGGAAAAGUCCAUUAGCAGUUAUCGUGACCCUUCAACAUUCGAGGAGUUUGAGGAAUUUCUUGUUCGUAGGAUCUACACCCUUGAAGCGAUCGAAAAGCUGCCUGGAAAUAAUAAAAGAGUUACGCAAUCGUUUAAUAAAAAUUUUAAUUUCAAAUCUCACAACGCAUCAGUUCCAACUUCGGGAUGUUCGGCUUGCGGCGCUGCUCAUUACAUUGCCACUUGCCCAGAGUAUUUAACACGGAAUGCGUCUCAAAGAACAGAUUUAAUAAUCUCACGGGGUCUCUGUUUUAAUUGUUUGGGGCCACACUUGUUUAAAAAAUGUCGAGUUUCUAAACGGUGUCGGUUCUGUAACAAGCCCCAUCAUUCCACCCUUCACGAAGCUCCUCCCGAGGCACGUAUAUUUAAUAAUAAAAACACCAAUCCACAAUCGAACUCUCCAGCGAAACAGCUUCCUUCAUCAAGCCAUGUCGUGCACUCUCAUCACCUUCAGACUUCGGUGCUCCUUGCCACGGCUUUAGUGCGGAUCAUCUCGCCCCGCGGAGAUUCGUUAAUAGUUAUUAGAGAUUCAUUAGUUCAACAGCUUCAUCUUCAACGGCGUUCAGCGAACGUUCCUAUAACCGGGAUCGGGUCGAAGCGUACCUGCGUUACCAACGGCGUGGUAUCGGUACGGUUGGUUUCGCGACUGAAUCCGAUCAUUUCCUUCGAAGAGGAAACUUUAAUUUUACCACAAUUAACCUCUUAUUUGCCUCAAAAGCGUUUUAAACACUUACCGAUUGAAAUGAGUGACCUGCCUUUAGCGGAUCCAGAGUUUACCUCAGAAAGAAAAAUCGACUUAAUACUGGGAGUUCAGUUUUAUUCAAAAAUAAUUCAAAACGGUGUAUUAAAGAGCAAAGACGGUCUUUUAAUUGCGCAGCAAACUGCCCUCGGUUGGGUUCUUUCCGGCGCGUUAUCUGAACAACCUUCUAAUCAUUCGAGCUCUUAUGGUUUUCAAUGUUCCAUCGACCGGGAAUUCCUCGACGUGAUGCAGCGCUUCUGGAAGCAAGAAGAUGAUACCGUCAAUAUUCCGCGUCUUUCAUCUGACGAACGCGAGUGUGAAGAGCACUUCACACAAACUCAUUCGCGAGAUUCGAACGGUCGAUUUUUAGUACGGUUACCUUUUCGGAAGUCGCCUAAUGAGCUCGGAACUUCUUAUUCGGUCGCUGUGGGUUCUUUCAACCGAAUGGAGUUAAGGUUCGCGAAAAAUGAACAGCUCAAGUUCGAAUAUAGUAAAUUUAUGAGCGAGUAUCUUUCAUUGGGACAUAUGCGGCAUGUUUCUGGGAAAUUAACUUUUCCGAACUAUUAUUUACCUCACCAUGGAGUCGUUCGUGAAACCAGUUCGACCACGCGAUUGCGGGUGGUUUUUAACGGGUCCCAACCAACGUCAACGGGAGUGUCACUAAACGAUUGCCUUCAUACGGGACCAAAACUCCAGAACGAAUUAAUAGACGUUUUAAUGCGGUGGAGGCGCCACGCGGUAGCUUUUUCGUGCGAUCUUGAGAAGAUGUACCGCCAGAUCAAGGUGCAUGAGGAUGAUUUACCAUUCCAGAGGAUCAUGUGGCGGGAAGACUCUUCGCAAAAGCUUAAGAGCUACGAACUCACCACGGUUACGUACGGUCUUUCAUGCGCGCCUUACUUGGCAAUUCGUUGCCUUCGUCAACUCGCGAACGAACAUCAUUCUCGUCAACCUCUCGGCGCGGUGAUACUUUUCAAAGACACUUAA
Onthophagus taurus is the source of this 2133-nucleotide messenger RNA. Lineage: Eukaryota; Metazoa; Arthropoda; Insecta; Coleoptera; Scarabaeidae. The record is from RefSeq and is a predicted model, not a curated record.